UUUCCUUUCCUUUCCUUACAGUGAGAGUUCAGAAUGAGCUAUGCAGAAAAACCUGAUGAAAUCACAAAAGAUGAAUGGAUGGAAAAACUCAAUAAUUUGCACAUCCAGAGAGCAGAUAUGAACCGCCUUAUCAUGAACUACCUUGUUACAGAGGGCUUUAAAGAGGCAGCAGAGAAGUUUCGAAUGGAGUCUGGAAUUGAGCCCAGUGUUGACCUAGAGACUCUGGAUGAAAGGAUAAAAAUUCGAGAAAUGAUACUGAAAGGACAGAUUCAAGAAGCCAUUGCAUUGAUAAACAGUCUUCACCCAGAACUGCUGGAUACAAACAGAUACCUUUACUUUCAUUUGCAGCAGCAGCAUUUGAUUGAAUUGAUUCGGCAACGUGAGACAGAAGCAGCCUUGGAAUUUGCCCAAACUCAGUUGGCAGAACAAGGAGAGGAAAGCAGAGAAUGCCUGACAGAAAUGGAGCGCACCCUGGCACUGCUGGCUUUUGAUAAUCCUGAAGAAUCACCAUUUGGAGACUUGCUCAACAUGAUGCAAAGGCAGAAGGUAUGGAGUGAAGUUAACCAAGCUGUUCUAGACUAUGAAAACCGUGAAUCUACACCCAAGUUGGCCAAAUUACUGAAAUUACUACUGUGGGCGCAGAAUGAGCUGGACCAGAAGAAAGUCAAAUAUCCCAAAAUGACAGACCUCAGCAAGGGGACAAUUGAAGAACCCAAGUAAAUGUGUGCAGAUGGACACCAAGCAGUUUAAGUUCUGCACAGUAUACUUUAUAUCAGUCUGUGACUGAAAUAUUUUUACUACAGUACAGCACUCAAUUCAGAUUUUUUUUUUCCAAUGAACAUCUUAUUUAAAGGGAGAAUCCCUUUUAAAUGCUGCAAAACUGCAUUGAAAGGCACUGUAUCUCUUGGAAAGUCUGAUUUAGGCUAUGCACUAUAAUACAUAUUUUAAAAACCAACUAAACAAGAACAGAAACAACAUUUUUAAGAGUACAGUACUCGAGGAUUCUAGUUGGCUACUGAUGCUUAGUUUAGUGGCCAACCAGUUAUAUUGGCAACAAUUCAGUUAAGUUUAACUGUCUCCCAUUUGAAAUGUAUAUAGAGCAGUGAAUAUUUUCUACUUUAAGUUAUAGGCAGACGUGUAUUCCCCUUAAAACUAACUACUGGCCAAUUUUCAUCUAUAAACGUAACUUAAGGUCAAUGUCUUGCCUAGGAAAUAGUGUAUAAACUUGUAAAUCAUAAUUUAAGGACUUGUUUCUGACUCUGGUGCUUUAUAUGGUGAGAGUUAUGUUUGCAAUGGAUCAGUGACCCACCUUUUUACAAAAAAAGUAUUGCUGGAAAUAAGUUUCUUUUUAAUUUCAAGAAAGACCAGAAUGGCCUCUUCAAAGCAGGCGUUGCAUUAUAUUUAGUAACUGGGGUUUUUGAUCAGGGAUUUAUUUCCCUGUAUAAAUGUCCACCUUAGACAUUGUUACAAUGUCAGCUGGUUACUACAGCCUUUUGUAAACAAAGGAUGUGAUGCAAUCCCCAGAGAUUGAGGUCCAUUCUAGGCUUGAUUGAGUGUCAGCUUUUGUACAGAAUCUGCCUUUCUACUUGCAGAUUGGCUCUUAACUAUAAGGGAUGUCGUUUGUAAGGCUAGUUAUUCUUGCAUCUUAUGCCUUGGCUGAACAGAACAGUUGUUUGUAAAACCUUUUUCCAUAUCUGUUCCAAGAGAUGUAGAAUUCAUCUUCCCCUGUAAUAUUGGUUGGUUUUUUCCCCACUCCAGUUAGGAAAGUUAUAACAAUAAUUCUUAUCUUACAUGUGAAGCCCUGAUCAUUUUGGGUUGUUUUUUUUUUCAUCUGGGUAUAGAAGGUUUUGCUGUGUGUAUGACUUUUACAGCACGGUGUACUGGUAUAUCCAGUAGUAUUUAGCACUAAUCUUGCCAAAUCAAGAGCUAGAUCCUGUAAAACAGUGCAUUGAAUUGUUGCAAAUGGUAUUGAGUUAUUGCAGAACUGCUGAACAAAGACCAGUUUGGAGGAAAUAGCAGAACAUCACAAUACGCAAUACAAUAUGAAUUAUGUCAUACCAGUCACAUAGCGUAGAUGCUCUAGUCGUGUAUGGUAGCUAUUACCCUGUAGGAUUAAACUUAGUUUUCACUUACUUUACUGGAAUACUUACGCAUUUAACUGUAUAAAGCUUUGCAGAUACAUAUGACUUAGGGAAACAAGCUAACAAAAUCUGUUACUCAUUGCAUUACUGUGAACACCGUUUACUUGUGUAGCUAUUUUCUGGGGAGACAGUUGUCUAUAAAGCAGUUAGAGAGAUACAGAACACCAAGGAUAAGCUAGAUGAUGGGUGUAACAAAAGGAGACUAUGGUUCUGUCCCAUUUUUACUACUGAUCGUUUUGCCACUGAGGCAUUCACCAUGCACAAUUAUUUUAUAAUCCCUACAAAACAGUAGUGAGCUAUCAAUGGCUCCCACCUGCUGUAAUGGGUAGGCUUUACUUCACCCUGGUUGAUUAUUCUAACAGUUUACCUAAAUGUCUAUGAUGUAAAUUUGUUUUCAGUCAGUUGCUUUUUAAAGACCAUGUAUAUUACUCUGUUUGCAAUAAUCUGUAUGGUUAAUAUAACCUUGUUUAAUAACAAACUGCAAAAAUGAAACUGGAACUAGAUUUAAUUUCUUCAUGUACAACUGACAGUUUUUCUCCCAUCUGACCCUUGUGUGCUGAAUCUCAUCUAAAGCUUCUCCAGGAUGAAAUGGAAAGUGCAUUUUUGUGGCAUGACUAGCAUUUUUCUCCAUGAGAAAUGCAGUACUGCAGUCCUGGCUGAGAAGUUCACUAUACUUUUAAAAUGCUCCAUUAAUUAUUAGAGUAUAUUGGGCAGAUACUGAGCAUAGAUUACUUGAAUUUUCACUAGCUUGGUUUUUUUCCAUUAAAAAUAAACAUGUUUUUCUAGGGGGUUUAAUAUAAAAUUUUAGUAUAGGAUUAUUUCACUUUGUUUUUAUGAACAUGCCACAUUGAUAAGCAGCUUUAAUCUGUAAAGUUUUUGGUAACUGCAAGAAAAUAUUUGAAAGCUAUGCAUUUUACAGAAAGCAUAAAGGUAGUCAUAAUGGUACUUCUAAGGAUCUUUAUAUUAGUGUAUAUAAAAUAGUUUGCAUAUACAAAUAUAAUAUAUUAUCUGUUUGAAAUAUUCUGGAAUGGUAGGGGCUGUGAAACAUAACUUAUGGAAAUAUUGUACACCGUAAACAGACCUCUGUCAAUACACGAAUGAAUUUGUCAUAUGCAUGAGAAAUGUCUUAUUUGGUGACUACUAAUGAAUGGGUUUUUGUUAACCCCAUUAUUGUUAGAUAACCACUUUGACAAAUAACAUUAAAUGCCACUUUGAUCAGUUUGCUCUUAGUGUAAAAUAUAUACAGGUAUAUUUUUGUUCCACUUUACAUAUCAUUAAGAAGGUACAAAUAACUUUUGUAUGAAUGGCGUGGCAGCAUCUAUGCUUUGUUCUGAACUCAGUGACGGCAAACAUAUAGUAAUGAAAUGUCAGGAGCUACUCACUCACCCCUCUCCUACCCUCUUCCUUGCCAAAAACAAAGGCUUUUUUGCAUUAAUGCUGUGAACAUAAAGUAGUUGCAUCAUUGUGAAAUAUCCUACCUUGUCCUUUGUAAAAAAGAAAGAAAGAGAAAAAAACCUUGGCAAAUAUAUUCUGAUUAGGAGAUAAACUUUACACCUCUCAGAGUGAUAAAGCUGCCUAAUUAUUUCUACCUCUUGGUAGUUACUAUAUUUCUGUUUUGCCGGUCCAAUUGGAAAGGUACAUUUGUACUUGUGUCUGUUGUACAUUAGAGCCAUUCAUGAAGGGCAGGGAGUGAUGGAUUUCCAUAUAUGUGAAAUACUAAGAGAAGAGCUUUUCUUCCGAAGUACUCAUUACAGAGCUGUCUAACCUCUUGCAUUACCAGGGAAGAACUGGUAGUUGUUGCCUGGAAACCACUAUGAAGGAGAACAUAAGGAUGGAAUUUUUGUCUUGAACUCUUGGAGAAGCAGACAUAACUCAUUAGUAGGAAGCUAUCUGAAAAGCAAACUGAGGUGGAAUCUCGUCUUGAAUAAUGUCUCACUCUCGCAAUUUUAACUUCAACAGCCCAAGCACAUGAGGAAGUUUGUCAGAGUGUGUGUGUGUGUGUGUGUGUGUGUGUGUGUGUGGAUGCAUAUGAAAUUUUUUUUUUUAACCAAACAUGAAGAUAACACUGACAUUUGUUCUUCAGUUGUACUGUCCCAAAUGCUUCUUUUUGUUCAAGCUUUUUUUUUUUGUAAAAUCUCUCUGGUUUGUAUAGUUAAGUGCAAGUUAAACUAUGUUUUUAAAAUUGUGUUUUGCCUCAGCUUAUUUCAAAAUACCUUCUAGCAUGAAGACAUUAAGUUGGAGAGCAGUCUGUGUCACAGAUUUUCUUGAUGGCCCUGGCCUGCAGGCAGCCUUUUUAGGAAUGCCCUUACUAGUUGCCAGGACCUAGUCUUAACUUGGUCCUGUUGUUCUACAACGGGCUUCCAGGCUAGAACACCCUUGCUUGUUAUGGCUGCAAAGCAACUCCAUGUGGGUUCAAAAUCCUUUUUGGGAGUUCUACGUCUUAAAGAAAUGAUGCAGCCAGUAAGUAUUUGCAGCAAUGCAGCCUGGCCUUUUCAAAACAAGCCAGCAGCUAUUAACAUGUAGAGUCCUUAGGCUGGUAUGAAGCAGCCAAAUUUAACCAGAGCAGUCCCUUUACGUACAGAGCCAGGAGAGUGUUGGGGUGUUUUCUCCCCAGUGGUAGUAUCAUCAUGACAAUAAAUCAUCUGUCAUCAGAGGAAGCCACUUAAAACAUUUGUUGCCCCUAUCCAUAUAUAUGGAUUUAGUUUGGUACUUGAGUACACAUUUGUACUAACCCAAUCAUGUUCAGGAGCUAGUGAUACAAAGCCAGUGUGUAAAUUGUCAUAAAUGGGUCAAAAAAGUUCCCACGCUUGUUACAUCCAAAUAUUUCUAUCUGGACAAGUACUUCCUAAUGGGGUUUUUUUUAAUGUGAAAGUGAUGAUUUGUAAGGGUUGCUUUACCUGGAAUAUUACUGUUCUAGAGCAAAUAAAAACUUACAU
Molecule: messenger RNA, 5077 nt
Organism: Alligator sinensis (Chinese alligator)
Lineage: Eukaryota; Metazoa; Chordata; Crocodylia; Alligatoridae
Gene: GID8
Product: GID complex subunit 8 homolog
Exons: 4
Coding region: 34-720 (228 amino acids)
Biological process (GO): positive regulation of canonical Wnt signaling pathway; proteasome-mediated ubiquitin-dependent protein catabolic process
Cellular component (GO): nucleus; cytoplasm
Molecular function (GO): protein binding
Source: RefSeq, a predicted model, not a curated record